AUGGGUCCAGAGAGGAAGCUGGACGUCCCGGUCUACGAUCUCUCUCUGAUCAGAGGGAUGUGGGAGGUCCGAGUGAAGAAGCACAGAGAGAGGCAGAAGAAGGAGAAGGAGAGGAUCGAGCAGAGCGCCCUCGCCAGGAUCGACCAGGAGUGGCAGUAUCGCAUCUACUGUAAGACCCUGAAGACCUCCGAGCUCAACCUGCUGCAUCAUUACCUGGAGAGGUCGACGCUGACAGACAUUCAGCCGUGCACGGGUAAACACAGCGGACAGGCAUGCACAAAGUCAGACCAGCAGCAGUGUCAGGACGUCCAGCAGGAUCCCGAUGAGGUCAAACUGAGCUUCCAGCUGGAGGGAGAACGCUGGAUGGAUUUUCCCCGCGAGCUGCAGUGGAUGACCUACCUGAAAGAGUGGCACGUGAGGAGAACGAGAAUCCGCCGACUGCCAGACUACCUGGCUCUGUUUACCCAGCUCACCGUUCUGGACAUCCCCAAAAACGCCAUCACUGAGCUGCCGCCCGAGAUUGGUAAACUGAUGGUGCUGAGGGAGCUGUACGUCAGCUACAACCGACUGUCCCGAGUUCCUCCGGAGCUUGGGAACUGUGAGAAACUGGAGAGACUCGAGCUCGCGGGAAACCACAACCUGUCCGAGCUGCCGUUUGAGCUGAGCAGCCUGAAGCAGCUGGUCCACCUGGACAUCGCGGAGAACAGGUUUGUCUCGAUCCCCAUCUGCGCUUUGAGGAUGACGAGCCUGCAGCUGCUGGACCUCAGCAACAACUGCAUGACCGACCUGCCGCAGGACAUGGACAGGCUGGAGCAGCUCGUCACCCUGUUCAUCCACAAGAACAACUUCACUUACCUCCCUCACUGUCUCGCCAACAUCACCACGCUGGCGAUGAUCGUCGUCAGCGGCGACGAGCUCACCUGCAUCCCAACUAAACUCUGCAACAACCCCGAAAUCAAGUUCAUUCGCCUCUACGACAACCCUGCGAGCAAAGAGAAGAAGAAGAAAGAGGGUGUGAGAAGGAGGUGGAGGGAGCAGAGGGAGGCAGAGGAGGUGAAGGAUAGCGGAGAGAAAGAGUUCAUUGAAGCGUACAUCAGCUCACUGCAGGACAGAGACACCGUCCCCUACGCCACCACCAAAGUCUCCAUUUCCUGCCUGCUUUGAGGAAGAGGAGGAGGAAGCCAAUGAAGGUUGAGAGGAUGAUGACUGAAGGAUGAC
This is a messenger RNA of Pelmatolapia mariae (spotted tilapia), 1218 nucleotides long. RefSeq names its product leucine rich repeat containing 2 (gene smim22). The transcript has 9 exons. NCBI's taxonomy places the organism in Eukaryota, Metazoa, Chordata, Actinopteri, Cichliformes, Cichlidae. Gene Ontology annotation, molecular function: protein binding. The record is from RefSeq and is a predicted model, not a curated record. Bases 1 to 1164 code for a protein of 387 amino acids.